GGCAGGCACUGACGCUUAUGACGCUGGUUUUGGUUUUGUCCCGGCAGGUGAUUUAAUCUUCAGCGAUGUCUUUCAUUUUCGAAUGGCUCUACAACGGCUUCAGCAGCGUGCUGCAGUUUCUCGGUUUGUACAAGAAGUCUGGAAAACUCGUGUUCCUGGGCUUGGAUAACGCAGGCAAAACCACUCUGCUGCACAUGCUGAAAGAUGACAGGCUGGGUCAGCAUGUCCCGACACUACAUCCCACAUCAGAGGAGCUGACGAUUGCUGGAAUGACCUUUACAACUUUUGAUCUGGGUGGACAUGAGCAAGCUCGCCGGGUCUGGAAGAACUACCUGCCAGCCAUCAACGGGAUCGUCUUUCUGGUGGACUGUGCAGAUCACACGCGUCUUAUGGAAUCCAAAGUUGAGCUUAAUGCGCUAAUGACAGAUGAAACAAUAUCCAACGUGCCAAUCCUUAUCUUGGGAAACAAAAUCGACAGACCGGAGGCCAUCAGCGAGGAGAAACUGCGGGAGAUCUUUGGGCUCUACGGACAGACCACGGGAAAGGGAAACGUGCCACUGAAGGACCUGAACGCGCGCCCCAUGGAGGUGUUCAUGUGCAGCGUCCUGAAGAGGCAAGGCUACGGCGAAGGCUUCCGCUGGCUAUCGCAGUACAUUGACUGAUACUUGGACAGACAUAAAAGAGUUUUACUCCUCUGGACUGAUCCUGUUCACAGCUUCCUAUGGACUUUUCUAUUAGAACACGGAAGGCUUUCCAACCGCAUUCCGGUGUUGACCAAGAGACUCCUGGUUUUCGGCUGCCCUAGCGCACAGUGGUGACACAACUCUUUUCCACGUGACGGGGAGAUGGCACCAUUCCGCACGCAGGUGCAAGUUGUCCCUUUCAGUUCGGUUACAGUGGGGCUGGUGUGACCUGGGAAGUAAAACUCUGCACGCUGCACUGUAACAGCUGAAAAAGAGCGCACGUCUCACCACUGUGGUUAAUUGACUUAAAGAAAAAAAAGAAAAAAAGCAAUUAUAUUUUUUAAAGAAAGUGUUAAUGUAAACAGCGUCCCUUCUAACUUUUUAGUUUAACGUUCAUCUUGUUUAGUCCAGAGUCUGGUUAGGGUUUUUUAAAAAUAUAUUUAACAAUAUUUAGAUAUUUCACAAAUUACUGAACCAAGGUAUCACGAUAUUAGAAGUCCUCAAUAAACAUAGCAUUUGGGCUUAACUGAGCUGUAGGGUGGCUGUGCUGUGUCACGAAGAAGGGGCCCUGGGGCCCGAGGUGUGCAAUCCGAGCUGCUUCAGUUUACGGGGAUUUUUUUGUUUGGUUUUUUUCAGUCAGAGAGGAGUGCCCAGCCAGCACACCAGGUUUCGGUGUUGGGUGGUGGUGGCCGGCGCUCGCUCCCGGUGAGACGGGUUCCCCCGCUGCCAGGCCAGGCCUCGUCCGAGGGCGUCGAAUCCUCUCGCUCGCACCAUUGCAGCGAGAACCGUGGAGCUGUUUUGGUGGCUGUAGCAUGGAAGUGUUUGACGUUUGCGUACCAUGAGAUUGUUAAUGUAGACUAAACCAGUUUCUUUUAUA
Molecule: messenger RNA, 1560 nt
Organism: Athene cunicularia (burrowing owl)
Lineage: Eukaryota; Metazoa; Chordata; Aves; Strigiformes; Strigidae
Gene: SAR1A
Product: secretion associated Ras related GTPase 1A
Exons: 6
Coding region: 66-662 (198 amino acids)
Biological process (GO): membrane organization; endoplasmic reticulum to Golgi vesicle-mediated transport; vesicle organization
Cellular component (GO): COPII vesicle coat; endoplasmic reticulum exit site
Molecular function (GO): GTP binding; GTPase activity
Source: RefSeq, a predicted model, not a curated record